This is a messenger RNA of Radiomyces spectabilis, 1812 nucleotides long. RefSeq lists its product as uncharacterized. Gene Ontology annotation, cellular component: mitochondrion. The transcript has 6 exons. The coding region runs from base 1 to 1812 and encodes 603 amino acids. Gene Ontology annotation, biological process: malate metabolic process; pyruvate metabolic process. Lineage: Eukaryota; Fungi; Mucoromycota; Mucoromycetes; Mucorales; Radiomycetaceae. Gene Ontology annotation, molecular function: NAD binding; malate dehydrogenase (decarboxylating) (NAD+) activity. The record is from RefSeq and is a predicted model, not a curated record.
AUGGCCAUAUUGGAUUACGUUCGACGGCAGUUUUUGGACGGUUGCAGUGAUCAAGUUCAGACGAAUGGAUCGUUGCCGCAUCAGUGUUCAACAUUUGCAAGAGCAAAUUAUGACAAUCAAGGGACUGCCACCAAUGUCGAGAAGCGGAGAGCCCUCGGAUUGAUCGGUCUUUUGCCGACGGCGGUGGAAAAUCUUGACAUUCAGAAACAACGUGCUUUGCAUCAACUGCGUUCCAAAUCAUCCAUGCUGGAAAAAUAUAUAUUCAUGGCCCAGCUACGAAAUAAUCACGUUCAACUCUUUUACAAAAUUGUGAUUGAUGAGCUAGAGGAACUCGCCCCGAUCAUUUAUACUCCGACUGUCGGCACGGCGUGUUUGGAGUAUUCGCACAUCUAUCCUUUUCUUGCUCCACCAGGUGUUCCUGACGGUCUUUAUUUGACGGAUACCGAUGAAACGACGCUGUGCCAAGCAAUUCGCAAUUAUCAGCCAUUUGCCGAUUAUUCACCAGAGAUUGCCGUUAUUUCCGACGGUUCCCGUAUUUUGGGACUCGGUGAUUUGGGGGUGAACGGAAUGGGAAUUCCAAUUGGUAAGCUCCAACUCUACGUGGCUGGGGCAGGCAUCGAUCCCCGACGGACACUUCCCAUUUUAUUGGAUUUGGGAACCAGUAACGAGAAGUUACGACAUCAUGAAUUUUAUCUGGGUCUACGACAACCGCGUCCCUGUGAUGACAAGUUCUACCCGAUCGUCGAUAAAACACUCAAGGCACUUCAUCAAGUCUACCCGGAUCUUUUAAUCCAAUUUGAGGACUGGUCAUCCGAGCAUGCAUUUGGUCUGCUGGAGAAGUACCAAUACCAAAUGCUCUGUUUUAACGACGAUAUUCAAGGCACCGGAGCGGUAAUCUUGUCAGGGGUAAUGAACGCGAUCAAAAAGGUGCAAGCUGAAUCAUCGGUUGCACCGCACGACCAUCGCAUUGUUUUUUAUGGUGCAGGAUCAGCUGGCAUUGGUGUAGCACGUCAGAUCCAAGAGUAUUUCCAGGUCGAGCAUGAGAUUCCCGAGAUGGAAGCCAAACGCAUGUUUUGGAUUGUUGAUACCAAGGGACUGAUCACCACCGAUCGAGGAGAUAAAUUGGCUCAACAUAAAGUGUAUUUUGCAAGAGAUGACAACGACGGCCAGCAAUACAAAUCACUAGUGGAUAUCAUCAAUUACGUUAAACCCACCGCUCUUAUUGGAUUAUCUUCCGUCCCGGGCGCAUUCACGCCAGAAGUGCUGACCCGUAUGGCUGAGUUAAACCGGCAACCGAUUGUCUUCCCGCUGUCGAAUCCAGCCACACAAGCCGAAUGCACUUUUGAUCAAGCCAUGGAGAGUACAGAAUACCGUGUCAUUUUUGCAUCUGGCACGGCCUUUCCAGCUUACACCAUUCCUUCUACGGGAGAAGUCCGAAUUCCAGGCCAAGGCAAUAACAUGUACAUCUUUCCCGGGGUGGGGUUGGGAGCCACACUCGCUCGUCCAAGUUACAUUUCCGAUCGGAUGAUGUUUGUAGCUGCGAAAGCCUUGGCCGACUCACUGACCCCCGAAGAAUUGGCUCAAGGGUGGCUUUAUCCAUCUUUGCAACGCAUCCGAACCGUCUCGGCUGAGGUCGCAGCUGCAGUAUGUGAAGAAGCAUGUCGUGAAAAAGUGGCGAAAAACAAACAACUUGCGGCCUGCAGUUCGCGCGAUGAGAUACUCCAAUAUAUCAUUGCCAGGAUGUGGUCUCCUACAAUAGAACAAAAGAACACUGAAGAUGACCCUUCCAGCAAGGAAUUGAGCCAUUUGUAA